GUCAUUAGUUUGUAACUUGUAAUAUAUAUUAAAUUCUAUAAAUAUGGAUAUCACAAUAACUAGACACUAUAGUCUUGAUGAAUCGUCAAUGAGAAGCGGGGCGUUAGCGGCGAUGGAGGCGGAGCCCGACCUCAGCACCUUCGAGAACAAGUCAGGCCUGGCUGAGGACAUGAAGUUCCUCGCCUCGAUGCCGGAGUUGUGUGACGUCACGUUCCUCGUAGGAGAUACCAGAGAGCCCGUGUGUGCGGUGAAAGCCGUGCUGGCUGCUCGUAGCAGAGUGUUCCAAAAAAUGCUUUAUCAAGCACCAAGCCCCCAAAGAAAAAAGGAACCUGCUCCACGUGAAAACAAGUUGCGGCUAUUCCUGAAACGUUCAUCCGAGCCCUUACUCAAUCUUCAAAAUGCCGCACAACAGAGAUCGACUUUCGCGCAGCAAUUGGCACCGAUACAAGAGCCAUCUUCGCAACAACAUCAAACUCUUAUCAUAGAAGAGUUUGAACCGGACGUUUUCCGUCAACUAAUCGAGUACAUCCAUACUGGUUGUGUUACACUUCAGCCAAGAACAUUAUUGGGUGUGAUGAACGCAGCAGACUACUAUGGCCUCGAUGAACUCCGCCGCGCAUGCGCCGGCUUUGUACAAUGUUGUAUCACUGUUGAUACCGUUUGCGCACUUCUAGCAUCCGCUGAGCGAUACAUUCAAUACAAGUGCACAAAGUCCCUAGUACAGAAGGUGUUAGAGUUUGUUGACGAACAUGGCAAUGAGGUGUUGAACUUAGGAUCAUUCACUUUGUUACCACAACACGUCGUGAGACUAAUUCUAGCAAGAGAUGAGCUUAGAGCUGACGAGUUUACAAAGUUCCAGGCGGCACUGAUGUGGAGCAAAAAGUACUGCGACACCAACCCCAACAUGUCACUUAAAGAUGUCAUCGGUAACUUUUUGGAGUACAUUCAGUUCCACAAGAUCCCUGCCAAUGUACUAAUGAGGGAGGUCCACCCGCUGGGCUUGGUGCCAUACUCCAUUAUUAUGAACGCCCUAGCGUAUCAGGCAGACCCGGCCAGCAUAGAUCCAGGAAAGCUGUCCCCGGCACGAGUACGCCGCGCUGGCCGUUCUAUGUCCGUGCAAUCUUCACUCGACCCCUAUGGGUCCAACACAACCCUCUCCUCCACCGGCUCGAGCGAUGUUCCGUCUUCGGACUCUCGACACAACUAACGCGAGGGGAACUUCCCCUAUCCUAUAUCCGAACCCGUCCCCGGCCCCUCCACCGCCCCUGUCGCUCCUCUUUCCGCUCCAGAUAAACCAGUAGAUAAACCUGACAAGCAGCCAGAGAAACUCGGGCUCUUCUCGUCUAUUAAACGAGCUGCCAGUAAAAAGUUUGGUGACCGUCGCUCUCCAACACCAAAAAUUAGAGAACCGCGAUCAAAGUCUGAUAGUAUAAAACAUGCAGCCCUUACUAGACAAAUUUCUGAAACAGUAGCUGCAUCGGGAGACCCGACUUUUGAACGUUGCAGACCCAGAAAACGUGAUAGCGAAACCGAAUUCCCUGUCCGUAAAUCUACUUCGGAAAUCUCCGAAAGUUUCCCAUUCGUGAGACGUGCAUUAGCUGAAAUAGAGAAUGGUUUGAAUUACUUCAGAAGAUCAGUGGCAUCGGAUGCGGGUGAGCCGAAGGCGCCAUUGGCGAGGACUGAACCAGUAGUCGUCGUUGCGGCCGCUGAAGAUGAACCACCGGCAUCUCCUCCUCCACCAAUGGGAUUAAAAGAACGUCGAGGCUCCCGUGGAUCUCCGUGCGCUAAUCUACCCCCAUUAAUGUUACCACCUACCACUCCAGAGGUAUCACCAAGUCGCUUAUCACCGAACCGACUCUCACCACAACCGAGAGAGCCACAAUCAGCACCUAUAAUAAGAGGUAACCCACCUCGUCGAUCUAGAACUCGUUCGGAAAUGCCACCCGAUCCUCCACCACGGUCCCCACAAACUCCUAGACCAGCUUCUGUCUCUCCUAAACAUACAUUUGCAUUUAAGAUCGUAUUAAAAAAAGUGGAGAGUACACCGAAUACCUCCUUCGACCGGCCGGACCAAUGAGAGUACCUCCUCUAAGCGCGAUCGCAGUAAUGCGAUGGAGUACUCGAGGUCAAUCGCGCUUUUCUCCGUUUUCUAGAAAAUGCUAGUAUAGUUUAGAUAGCAAUGAACAGUAUUGAGGUUUGUCAGAGAGAAAAUGUACUUGAAACAUGACGCUUCAAAAACUUCUUUGGAUUCUUAUGAAUUCAGGGGCUGGUCCCCUGUUUGAUGUUUUUCGGCAUGAAUGUCGUUGUAAAAGUAAUGAUAAUAAUAUACAAUGUGUGAAGCAUGAUGUAUGUAUAAAUAAUUCAUAUAUUUGUUACGUGCAUAAACGAGAAUAUACAUUAAUUAAGAAUAUAUAUAUAUAUGUUCGUAAAAGUUGGACCUAUUCAUGACACUUGUAUGAAAGUUAAUAUUUUGUGAAGUGUUCCAGCUUAUAAAAAUUGUUCAUAUUGCUUAAACUUUCGGAGAGCAGAUGCGAAUGAAAGUUUACAGCAAUGUAAUAUAACUUAUAAAUAAAAAACAUCUACUUUAUACAUAGGAUCCCAACUAUGAAUGUGCCUGUAUCUAACAUAAUCCUCUAUUCUAACCGUUACCUUGUUACGUCUUACCAUUUAGUGUAUAUACUGUGCGUACUUUUUUACGAUCAAUAUCCAAAUAAUGGACAGUCUAUCUAAAUGUAUUUUCGAUGUUAUACAAAAUUGUCUAACGUGAAAGUAUUUUUGUAAUGUUGUAUAUUAUAAUGAGAAAAUGAAUUCAAUAGCAUCGCUAUGUAACGUGCAUUAACAUAGCUUUCUUUUGUGUGCGUAGUAGAAAUAUUUAUUAUAUUACUCUUUUCUUUCCUGCUGUAAUGACUCAACU
Molecule: messenger RNA, 2914 nt
Organism: Achroia grisella
Lineage: Eukaryota; Metazoa; Arthropoda; Insecta; Lepidoptera; Pyralidae
Gene: gprs
Product: serine-enriched protein
Exons: 9
Coding region: 44-1207 (387 amino acids)
Molecular function (GO): protein binding
Source: RefSeq, a predicted model, not a curated record